Messenger RNA from Monodelphis domestica (gray short-tailed opossum), 6231 nucleotides. Lineage: Eukaryota; Metazoa; Chordata; Mammalia; Didelphimorphia; Didelphidae. The record is from RefSeq and is a predicted model, not a curated record.
UAGUUUCCGGUUAUGUUGCAGUUUCCGGUAUUGUUCGAAGUUUCCGGUCUCCGCGGCCUGGAGUAAACGCUUUUUUGGCCGCUUCUUCUGUGGCAGUCUUUUGUUCUCUCUGUGACUGAGACUCCCACCUCGGACAUGGCUUCUUCUAGAGCUUCGGCAACGGCGACCAAAACCCCUACCAGGACUCCUGAAGACACAGCUUCCCCUGUGGUAAAGAAGCCUCAUAUCUAUUAUGGCAGUUUGGAAGAGAAGGAGAAAGAGCGUCUUGCAAGAGGGGAGUCGGGGUUGUUGGGAAAAGAAGGAAUUAAAGCUGGAAUUGAGGCUGGAAAUAUUAACAUAACUUCUGGAGAGGUGUUUGAAAUUGAAGAACAUAUCAGUGAAAGACAAGCAGAAGUGUUGGCUGAGUUUGAGCGAAGGAAACGAGCUCGGCAAAUCAAUGUCUCCACCGAUGACUCAGAAGUCAAGGCUUGCCUUCGAGCCUUGGAGGAACCAAUCACACUCUUUGGAGAGGGCCCUGCUGAACGGAGAGAGAGACUGAGAAAUAUUCUCUCUGUGGUUGGCACAGAUGCCUUGAAAAAGACCAAAAAAGAUGAUGAAAAAUCUAAAAAGUCCAAAGAAGAGUAUCAACAAACUUGGUACCAUGAAGGAUCCAACAACCUUAAGACUGCUAGGUUAUGGAUUGCUAAUUAUUCACUACCAAGGGCAAUGAAGCGCUUGGAAGAAGCUCGUCUCCAUAAAGAGAUUCCAGAGACAUCUAGGACAUCACAGAAGCAGGAACUACACAAAUCUCUUAGGUCUUUGAAUAACUUCUGCAGCCAGAUUGGAGAUGAUCGGCCCAUCUCUUAUUGUAAUUUCAGUCCAAAUUCCAAACUACUGGCCACAGCUUGUUGGAGUGGACUGUGCAAACUGUGGUCUGUUCCUGAUUGCAGCCUCUUGCACACCUUAAGAGGCCAUAAUACUAAUGUAGGAGCAAUUGUUUUCCACCCCAAAUCCACUGUAUCCUUGGACAAGAAAGAUGUCAACCUAGCUUCUUGUGCUGCUGAUGGGUCCGUAAAACUGUGGAGUCUGGAGAGUGAUGAGCCAGUUGCAGAUAUUGAAGGCCAUUCAGUACGGGUGGCGAGAGUGAUGUGGCAUCCUUCAGGACGUUUUCUGGGCACUACGUGCUAUGAUCGAUCCUGGCGCCUAUGGGACUUGGAGGCCCAGGAAGAAAUUCUACACCAGGAGGGCCACAGCAUGGGAGUAUAUGAUAUUGCCUUCCACCAGGAUGGUUCUUUAGCUGGCACUGGGGGACUAGAUGCCUUUGGUCGUGUAUGGGACCUCCGCACAGGACGAUGCAUCAUGUUCCUAGAAGGCCACCUGAAGGAGAUUUACGGCAUCAACUUUUCACCAAAUGGAUACCAUAUUGCAACUGGCAGUGGUGACAAUACAUGCAAAGUGUGGGACCUGCGGCAGAGGCGUUGUGUCUACACCAUUCCUGCCCACCAGAACUUGGUAACUGGAGUCAAGUUUGAGCCUAUCCAUGGGAAUUUCCUACUCACUGGUGCCUAUGACAACACAGCCAAGAUCUGGACACAUCCUGGUUGGUCCCCACUGAAGACCCUGGCUGGCCAUGAGGGGAAAGUGAUGGGUUUAGACAUUUCCUCUGAUGGUCAGCUUAUAGCCACUUGUUCCUAUGACAGAACCUUCAAACUCUGGAUGGCUGAAUAGAUUCAGUCUGUCAACAUGAUUCUCUAAUUUAGAUGUUUAGUCCUAAGCACUCUGGUCAGAAGAAGGGAAUCUGGAAAAUAGGGAUAAUUAUAACAUCUGCCUAACAGGAUUGUUGUGAUGCUCAAAUGAGAAACAUUUGUAAAGUGCUUUCUAAACCUUAAAGCCCUAUAUAAAUGAUAGCUAUUAUUAUGUUUUCUUAUAUGUGUACAUGUUGUAUCAAUAGAACUGGUGUUCCUUGAGCACCAGGACUGUUUUUCUCUUUUGUCUUUUAUCUUUAACCCCUAGCCCUGUGCUUUUCAUAGAGUAGGUGCUGAAUAUUGUAUAUACUUUAUUUUUCACCUAUUUGGGGUUUUCUUAGCAAAUAUGCUGGAGUGGUUUGGCACUUCCUUCUCCAGCUCACUUUACGGGCGAGGAAACCGAGGAAAAGAGGGUUGAGUGACCUGCCCAGGAUCACACAGCUGGUAAGUUUUUAAGGGCAGAUUUGAGGCCAGGAAAAUGAGUCUUACUGACUCCAGACCCAGCAGUCUCUCCACCUACCUAGCUGAAAUAUAUGCUUAUCCAGUUUUUACUCUUGGGCAUUGUCAGGAAGCCAGACAAGUAGUCUUUUUGACAAAAAGAUUAAAGCAAAUGAUAGCUCAUUAAGGCAAUGAUAGAUCAUGGAGAAAGCCAAAGAAUAAGUUGGUAAAGAAAAUUAGAUGCAUUUCAAAGUUAAUGAUGAUAGUGAUAACCAUGUGUCUUGGGAUGAAUAUAAAGUGAAGUUUUUGCCAAGCAAAAACCAUGAUAAAAAGAGGUCCCAGAAAAGAUUAAAAAAAAAAAGAGGAACUGAAAAUUGAUGAAGAAACAUCUGAAGUUCUUGACCUCAAAAAUUGCUGACCUACUGUUAAGUGAGGACUUGUUCAUUCAGAACUUAAUAGGGGGAUGCUAAAGCCUGGCCUUGGACUGGGAUGGUGAUAAAAAAGUUUUUGUCAGCUUGUUUCCCUACUUGUGGGUAAAAUUGAAAACCAACAGAUGUAGGACAUUGGUGAUGAUUAGGUGAAAGAAAAAAAGACUGAAGAAGUAAUUGUCACCAUGAAAGAAGUAGAGAAAUACAUGGAAUGUAUUACUAUAAAUGAAUUUACUCCUCAAUGAAGUAGAUGAUACCAUUUGAAGAUAGUAACCAGAACCAUCACUUAGAGAUGGAGGAUAUCCUGAAAUAUGGUAAAUAUUUCCCUGGUAGCAAGUUUUAAUGGACUAUGCUCAAAAUAGUCACAAAAAGUUCUGAUAACAUGACUUCCAUAGAGCUCUAAAGCACCUUAUUUUCUCAUCUUCAGCCCUGCCUCUGUCCUACAAAAGGGGAAAAAAACCUUGCUAUUAUUUGUGUUGUAUAUGUGCAGCAUGUUCAUAAACAGAAAGACUUUUGUCCACCUAUAAUUCCCAAUAUCUACUUCCAAUUAUACUGCACAGUUUCAUCCAGAUCAUAGUGUAGUUCUGCUUACCAUGCAAUGGGCAAUUUGAAUAGAUUCCACAGAAGUGGAGGUGGAUUUCUACAGUGUCAAUCAUCAUGUCAAAUCUAUGAAUAAUCUGAAUGGGAAAGGGGUGAGGCAGUCCACUGUUUAGGGCAGAACAAAACUGAACUUUUUAAAGGAGGGUCCAUGCUGAAUUGGCAAGAGGCAUAUGGGAAAGUAUAGGGUUUCACAACUAAAUGUAAAUAGCAUCAAGUCGGUCUACUAGGUGCUUACAAACUGCCCCAGUAUUAUCUAAUAUCAGGGGAAAUUCAGACUUAGACAAUCCAUACUCCAUCUAGAGCCUGAGUCUAAAAAUUUGAAAGGCCUCUCUUUUAAUGCUUUCUCUAGUCACAAAAUGUGAUCCUUGAAAUUUGUCUAUGUUAGAGUAACAAUUUUAUAAAAAGCAGCAUGAUUUCCAAUGUAAUUUGUAUGUUUUUUGGAGUAAUCCUUAGUGAUCAAAUGUGGCCACCAAUGUGAUGGAGAGCUCUUGUUUUGAGGGGAUGGACUUUUCCUUCUCUCUAUUGUUAAAUCCACCCCACUUAGAAUAGACCCAUCAUAUUGAUUCAGAACAAUCUCCUCUGCCCUUCCCAUUACAUUAUUUUGUUCCAGAAGGCAUUUUUAUUUUUCAAAUUUAUAAAAAAGCACCCCCCAAAAAGAAAAUAUAUGCUAAUUAAUUAAAAUCGAGAACAGGAAAUUACAUCAGAGAAACAGUAGUUGAUAGUUAAUGUGAUGCAGUAGAUAAAGAGCAAGCCUUUGAGUUAGGGUUCAGAUACCAUUUGUGACAUAAUGUGUGACCCUAAGCAAGUCACUUAACAAGGUUAAUUUAGUAUUCUAAAUAAUUUUUUAAGAGUAUAAAUUGCAAAACACAUGCAGAUAUAUAUCAGUACAGGAAUUUUUCUCCCUAGGAGUUCCACAUAUCAAUUAGAACAAGAUUUGACCAAAAAUAGUAAUAAAUUCUUCAUCACAUUUAAUGUUAGAGUAAGUUAGUAAAAUAAUGUGAAAAUGAACAAUUAUGAAAAACUUAGGAAUUCUGAUAAAAGCAAUGACCAACUGAUUCCAAAGGACUGAUGAUGAUCUAUGCUUUCCUCCUGACAUCUGACAGAAGGGUAUUGGACUAAUAUGUAGAAAGACACACAUUUUAGUCAUAGCCUACAUGAGAAUUGGUUUUGUCUGACUAUACUUAUUUGUUACAAAGGUUUUCUUUUUUCAGAGGGAGUGGGGUGGGAGUGAGAAGGAGAAAAAAAAUAAAUGUUAAUUGGAAAAGUAUCAAUAAAAAGAAUUGUAAUGAUUGAAAUUUUGGAGAGGCAAUAUUUCUUAAUUUUAGAAUUGUUUAUUAACUAACUGCUCAAGAAAAUCUAAAGUAGCCAAUAGACAUUUUUCCACAAACCAAAUGGGCACCAAUGAGAACAAGAGGGACAAAAGAGACAUGAGCCAAACAGGAGCAGCUGGGCAAGAGAGAACUUGAGAACUCUGCUGCAAGUUUUAUAUACCCCUUGUGACCUCAUCAUCCAGUCCCUCCUCUGAGCCUCCCAACAUAUCUCCAACUCCAACUCGUCUCUCAAUCUUUCAUCACAGGAAGGGGAAUGUCCUUAUUGAGAUCAGAAGACUCCCAACAUGUUCUGCCACUUGGUUGACCAACUUGGCAGCUAGUGUGCUGAUUUAAUCUUUCAAGUGAGUCUAGUGUUGCUGGACCGUGCCCCUAAUCCUGUUAUCCUUCCAGCUAAACAUUGAAGGGAGAUAUCAACCUAACUCCAUAUCUUGGGGGUGGGGGGAAACUAUAACCUCGGCUUAGAAUCAGAUGAUUUUUCAGGAGGAGCUAAAGAGAAAGUUAUUUCACAAAAAAUCUCAAUUUAAUAUUAAUUAUUUUACAGAAUGAUUAGUUAAUAGAGGAACCAUGUUGUAGAAUCUUUUCUCUUUGGAGACCUAGAAAAACAAGACAAUCUAUUAGUAAUUAGGCAGAGGAUUAGGGCUGCCAGGAUGUUUAAAAAAAACAUUUGUUAUAUUAGAAUACCUAGUUUAUUGCCUCUCUUCUCCCCCUCCCCAUUACAGAAGUCAUAAUUUGAAAAAAAAAAUUUGUAUAUAUAAAACUAUCAGUUAUUUCUCUGGAAGUGGACAUAUAUAAAUCAUUCCUUAACCAAUAUUUAUUUAACCAAUAUAAUGUUCUCUUGGUUCUGCUUGGUUCACUCUUCAUCAUUUCAUGUAGAACUUCCCAUGUUUUUCCACAAUUAAUCUGCUUGAUAUUUCUUCUGAGGUAGUAAUAUUCUAUCACAAUCACAUGCCACAACUUGUUUAUCAAUUUCCCAACUGAUAGGCAUCCCUCCAAUGUCUAGUUGUAAUUAUUUUGGAGUUCUGACAAUUUAAUUAUUAAUCACUAAUUAGUCAGUGAUACAUACUCUGAUGCCUCAUCAUGACAUGAGGUAACCCUGGGUCCUCAAAAGCUCUGGCUAGUAGAAUAUAGGCUCUGGCAGGAAAGGCUCUGUCAAGAGAAUAUGAAUAUUGUCUAAUGACCAUCUGGGCCAAUUAUAGAGAGGCACAGUACCAGUGGGAUGAAUGCUAAGGUUGUAAAAAAACAACAAAAAGCCAGCAUUAGAGUGAACUCCAUGAUGGCCAUUGUUUUGUGUGUCUGUAUGUACUCUGUAGUUAGCCAUGUCCUCUGAACAUUUGAAAAGGUAUAUUAGAAGACAGAUAAUUAUAUUAAUGGCUCUUUUAGUAUAGUGAGCUGAACAAAAAUUGACCAUAAUUACCUGAACUGAAAUGGAACAAAAUAUAGAAGAUGAAAGUUGUUGUGCUGCUGCUUGUGACAUUAUUUACAAGUGCUUUUUUAAAUCAUUUUUUUUUGCUCUGAAUGUGCAUUAGGUUAAUUUUGACAUGAUAAAGUCUGGAUGUGAAUUUAGUGAUCCAAAGAGAAAGUACUUUUAAAGCUUGAUUACUUUAUUUUCAAAGAUAUGUGAAACUGUAUCCAUUUAGAGUUAUGUAGCAUAUGUACAUUUGAAAAUAUUGCUAAUAAUCUUAUUGGUAAUUAAAAAUAAUUUGCAUAAAA